GGGCAUGAUGAAGGUAAAGGACAAGAAGCCAGCCUGGCGUCGGAGGUUCCCCGAUCAGCCUUGCCCUUUCCAGGCAGCGCACGUGACGUAGCGCCUGCUUGACCUCCUCCUUCACGCUCGCCCUGGAUGGACUCAACAUCUAGCAUCCAGGAGCCCUUUGACCUCAUCCGGCUCUCUCUGAGCGAGCGCGUCUUUGUCAAACUCAGAGGGGAUCGCCAACUUGAGGGCGUUCUGCACGCGUAUGAUGGGCAUAUGAACUUGAUCCUCAGCGAUGUCGAGGAGACCAUAAUGAUUGUGGAUGUACCCGAAGGUGCGCCAGAAAGCCAAGGAACGGUGAAUGUCGCGAAGAGGAAAAUGGGCAUGCUCUUUGUGCGAGGGGAUGGUGUCAUUCUGGUUUCGCCGCCUUCUCGCUGACACUGCGUACCUGCGAUCGCAUAUCUCGUUGGGGUGACGAUCACCCCCUGCCAUAGAAUCGUUUUUGGCAGUCAUGCUGCCGCUCAAGUAGUGGCACGCACAUCUCUACACUCUGUAUUUGUUGUAUUUCAUCG
Molecule: messenger RNA, 548 nt
Organism: Schizophyllum commune H4-8
Lineage: Eukaryota; Fungi; Basidiomycota; Agaricomycetes; Agaricales; Schizophyllaceae
Product: like-Sm ribonucleoprotein
Exons: 4
Coding region: 127-414 (95 amino acids)
Biological process (GO): P-body assembly; mRNA splicing, via spliceosome
Cellular component (GO): catalytic step 2 spliceosome; U6 snRNP; U4/U6 x U5 tri-snRNP complex
Molecular function (GO): RNA binding
Source: RefSeq, a predicted model, not a curated record